Messenger RNA from Pelagomonas calceolata, 786 nucleotides. The record is from the annotation of a GenBank genome assembly. NCBI's taxonomy places the organism in Eukaryota, Pelagophyceae, Pelagomonadales, Pelagomonadaceae.
UGGAGUUUGCCAAAUUGCCGACCGGAGCGGCACCGAUCAAGCACAAUUGGUUGAUUCGUACGCCUGCGCAUCGCAUCGAUGUCGCGCUUCGACAGAGGCCCAGCCGGCACGCCAGCCGCCGCGCCAGAGGCUGCACCGCAGGCUGCCAGGCCGCGCUUCGACGUCUACGACGGCGACGCAUUGGUCGACACGAUACGCCUGACGGAGGGGUCGCACUGCUUGGGACGCGACACGGACGCGUGCGACCUGCCACUCGAACACGCGUCGUGCUCGCGGCGCCACGCGCGCCUCGCCGUCGACGCGCGGGGCGGUGUAUUGAUUGAGGACCUGGGCUCGGCGCAGGGCACGUUUCUCGACGGCGCGUCUACACCUUUGGCGGCGCUCGAGCGCGUGCGGCUCAAAGAGGGCGCCUCGGUCACCUUCGCGGCCCUGCCGCGGCGCUACGUCUACCGGAGCGGCGCUCAGGCGCCGGCGUCGACCGCGCCAGCGCCGGCGCCGGCCGCGGCGCCCCUCGACGCCGACGCGAAGCGCAAGAAGCUCUGGGGCGCCCCGAAGAAGGACGCCCUCGAGAAGUGGGGCGAGGCCGCCGGAUCAUUGGGAGGCGCGCGCGGCGACAAGUUCCUCAAGCUGCUGGGCGGCGCGAAGCACGGCGCGACCGCAAAAAAGCGCAAGGCCGAUUCCAAGGGAGAGGACGAUUUGGAAAGACAGUACGAGUCCGCGCGUAGGAGAGGCGGCGCGUGGAAUAGGCAAGGACUAGGUUAAAGGCCGUUAUUAACAAAGUCGAGG